This is a messenger RNA of Neurospora crassa OR74A, 2316 nucleotides long. RefSeq names its product inositol hexaphosphate kinase 3. Gene Ontology annotation, cellular component: nucleus; cytoplasm. Gene Ontology annotation, molecular function: inositol-1,4,5,6-tetrakisphosphate 3-kinase activity; inositol hexakisphosphate kinase activity. Bases 557 to 1816 code for a protein of 419 amino acids. The transcript is spliced from 2 exons. The record is from RefSeq and is a predicted model, not a curated record. NCBI's taxonomy places the organism in Eukaryota, Fungi, Ascomycota, Sordariomycetes, Sordariales, Sordariaceae. Gene Ontology annotation, biological process: inositol phosphate biosynthetic process; phosphatidylinositol phosphate biosynthetic process.
CUCCCUCUCCUUCCUCCCCCCUUUGACAUUGAUACCCACGCACUGCAGCCACGCAUUGGCAGCUGAACACUUGUAUCAGCAGGUACCUAGAGGUAACCUUGUCGACGACCGUGGGACGAACGGCAUGUGGUGAUGCGUGACGGGUACCACUCCGCCUCCAACACAUCGUCUUCCAAAUUUGUUUGUCCCAUCCCCCCCAUCCACUUUUCCACCUUUGCUGCUUUCCGGAAUACAAAAGCCCCAGGCCCCGAGCCCUUGAUCUUGCCUUCCUUCACCGAAUGUCAGACUGCUUUGCAACUUUACAAUCGAGCGCCCGCUGCCUAAAACGUGUAUCACCUCGAAGAGUCCUCGACAAUCUGGCAACCCUCAGCCCAUGAAACUGCGAGCGCUAGUCACGAUCCGCCCAGAAGUCGCACUCGUGCCCCUCCGUUGUCAGCUAGUAACGACGCCUCUUACCUGAACUGCCACCAAAACAGUCCGUUCACCAAGGCCCAUCCAAACCGCGAGGACACGUCACGCAACAUCUCCGUUCAACGUUUCUAUAAAAACCGCAAACAUGAUGGGCUCAACACCGAUACCCAAGCACCAUGAGCUCAAGCCCUACAAUCUUGCGGUUGCCGGCCAUGACGGUACAAUGUGCGAUUCUCAAGGCGAACUCUUCAUCAAGCCCUGCACCGAUCAGGAGCUUCAGUUUUACAAGACGGCCAAUGAGAGCCACCAAGCGUUCGCCGACUUGAUGCCCGUUUUUAUGGGCGAGCUAGAACUAAACGACUCGACAAGCGUCAGGGACUUGGAUGAACAGCUCCCCGCUGUUUCCGAAAUACUUUCCAAGGAAACAAAAGAGGAGAUCAUCAAGUUUAGCAAGGAACAGGCUGCUGAGGCCGCCGCCCAGUCCCCCGCGCCGAGCACUGACAGACAGUGGACGGAAAAGGCCAAGUCCAGAAAGAUCGAGACCAAUAAGUCGGUGGUGCUGGAGAAUUCAGCAUACGGUUACACGCGUCCUAACAUUAUGGACGCUAAACUCGGCAAGCGGCUGUGGGCAGAUGAUGCGCCCAAGGCGAAGCAAGAGCGGUUUGAUAUAAUCACCAAGGAAACCACCAAUGGCUCGCACGGGUUUCGCAUCGCCGGCAUGCGCGUUUACAAGGGAUCCACCAACCCCUCUGAGCUGGACGAGCAGGGUUAUAAGGUCUACGACAAGCAUUACGGCCGGUUAGAGGUCAAUGCCGACAAUGUUGUGGAGGCGAUGCGCAAGUUCAUUUUCAAUUCUCAGGCCGGGAUAGAUGAGGAGCUUGGCAAGAUCAUUGCGGGUCUCUUCCUCAAUGACCUAAAGCGCAUCGAGGAGGUGUUGGCUUCGGAGGAGAGCAGAAUGUACUCGGCGAGCUUGCUGUUCACAUUCGAAGGAGACGGCAACGCGUUGAGAGCUGCCCUUGACCGGACCCGAGCUGACAUGUCGGGAGAGCAAUACAAGAAGGAUGAUGGACCGUACACGCCAGGUCUAUCUGCAUCUCGCGUUGAUAGUGGCAUCGAGAUGGAUGACGAGGGGCAGAUGGUGUUUCCAAUCAACGCAGCCAUCGGCCAAAACAUGAUACUGGCGAACCUGGCUCAGGCACCUGGUUCCCAAGACAUCCAACUCACUGCCGAUUCCGACGCAGACAGCAUGUCGGGUUCCUCGAACGGCGAUAUUCCUCGCAUCUACUCCCUCAAACUCAUUGACUUUGCACAUGCCGAGUGGACACCCGGGCAAGGCCCAGACGAGAAUGCUCUGUUUGGCGUUCGGAGUUUGAUCAAGAUCUUUGAACAGCUGGCAGAUGAUUGAAGGGCGGGUUUCCGAAAGCAAUCGUGGAGUUAAGGCGGCAUUUCAAGGCGUUUGGGAUUGCAAUUGGGGCUACCUUGCGAGACUACGGUUAGAGCAUGUCACGGGCAGGUUAGAGGAAGGAAAAGAGACGAAAAGGGAAGAGAGCAUAUACGAAUAUAUAUGCAUAGGUAGAGGAGAGGUUUUUGACGUCCGUUACGAACAUCAUUGAAAGAAGGGGAACCAGCCACACGGGCUAUUAGGGGGACGGCAAUUCUUUUCACGCAAUAUACCCCUUAUUUUUGUUGUACGCUGUUAUCCGAUCUUGCCACAACUUGAACGUAAUUGUAGUAUCUGGAUGUGGUUGUUGUUGUUGAUGUUGUUGUUGUCUGUGACAGCAAUUCACAACUUGCGCUGGAACCAUAUGCCAUAUUUUACUGUUUCAAUGUUUUUUCUUGAAAAUCUGCUAUGAAGGCAGACAUGCUACUGAAAUUUGACAAACUCACCAGCAGCUGGUUAGAGGC